CAGGGACAUGAUCUUGUAAUUGGGAAUGUUGGGGACUCUAGAGCCAUAUUGGGUACAAGAGAUAAAGGAAACUCUAUUAUUGUUAUGCAGUUGAUUGUUGAUCUCAAGCCUAACCUUCCAGCGGAAGCAGAGAGGAUAGAGAAGUGUAAAGGACAUGUAUUUGCUCUUCAUGACGAGCCUGAGGUUGCAAGAGUAUGGCUACCAAAUACAGAUUUUCCAGGCCUUGCCAUGGCACGUGCUUUUGGAUAUUUUUGUCUCAAGGAUUUCGGUCUCAUCUCUGUACCCGAAGUUUCAUACA
Molecule: messenger RNA, 298 nt
Organism: Cuscuta europaea
Lineage: Eukaryota; Viridiplantae; Streptophyta; Magnoliopsida; Solanales; Convolvulaceae
Source: the annotation of a GenBank genome assembly